UUUCUAUUUCGAGGUUAUUUGGUGUCACUGUAUCAUGUUUCUUUUGGUGUGUAUUUGGUUGCAGAUUUGCAGGGAGUUACUUAAGUAAAUUCUGAAAAUUAUUUUUACCGUGAAUGUGCUUUCAUAACUGCUUUCUUACUGCUGCAGUACAAUAUAUUUGAUUUGACUGACAUGUGUAAUGUUCUUUAUUCAUUAGUUGUGAUUUUGUUUUUACUAACAUGUUUUCUCAAAGUUUUGUUAAUUGCGAAAUUGGUUCUUGUAAUACUGUUGCUUUCAUCUUUGGGUUUACUUUGGUCCAGUUUUUAUACGGACUAUUGUUCUUGUGAAACAGCUUAUUCCGUCUUUUGUAAUAACUGCACGAAUUACGAGUAUUUGCAAGUCACGCCUUUGGAAAUGUUUGCAAUUUUUUCCAUGUGAUUUCAUCAGAAGUGAAUGGAUGAUAAAUUUGGCUUGAACAACAGAAUAACAUGAUAUCUUUACCAUCUAGAACAGUGCCUACGCUCACAAUUUCAUCCAGGAGCUCACCAGAAAAAGCGAAGAUUUUGCAGGCCCAGAGGCUCCAAUUUACCAAGUCUGGUCUUGCAGUACCCUGCACCAAAUGUCAGCCAUGUCAAAACAGACAAACCACUCAGCAGCUGCGCUCUACUGUGGUGGUCUGUGCUGCUGCUUUGCUACAGAGUGCAAGAUGUGCAGCAGAGCAAACACAGACUGUCACACGCCAAUCAUCAACAAUUACAAUUGCUCCCAUCCAAGGAAAAGAGAAGUCACCAGAGCUCGAUGAUGGAGGUGCUGGAUUCCCACCUCGUGAUGAUGGUGACGGUGGAGGGGGUGGUGGCGGUGGAGGUCAUCAUUGGUCAGGUGGUUUCUUCUUUUUUGGUCUGCUUGCAUUCCUUGGCUUCCUGAAGGAUCAAGAGAGCGAGGGCCCAUACAGGGAUAGCAGGAGAAGAUGAUUGAUCCAGCCCAGCCUGGUUUAGUGAUAAUAAUAUGAUAAUAUGCUGUUGUACACAUGUAGUACAUCCCUUUUGCCCAUCUUUUAUCAAAAGUUGGGGAUCAAAACAACAAGAAAGAAGAAAAAGAGAGGAUGGUUGUUGAUGAUUUAAUUUUCUAAGUCUAAGGUCCAUUAACGCAUGGAAGUGUAUUGAAGAUCCACCGGACAUACAUGGUGAUGUUUUGGUGGGGGGUGGUCCAUUUUGAACUGAAAAUUAGAACAUGCAUAUUUGUUCUCUAAUGGGUUAGUUUGCUGUUGUGCAUGCUGCAAGAAGUCUUGCCUUUGAAAUUAUAUAUGUAUUUCUUGUUCUAUA
Molecule: messenger RNA, 1301 nt
Organism: Phoenix dactylifera (date palm)
Lineage: Eukaryota; Viridiplantae; Streptophyta; Magnoliopsida; Arecales; Arecaceae
Biological process (GO): chloroplast organization; thylakoid membrane organization
Cellular component (GO): chloroplast
Source: RefSeq, a predicted model, not a curated record